Messenger RNA from Tribolium castaneum (red flour beetle), 564 nucleotides. RefSeq lists its product as uncharacterized. Gene Ontology annotation, cellular component: mitochondrion. The record is from RefSeq and is a predicted model, not a curated record. Lineage: Eukaryota; Metazoa; Arthropoda; Insecta; Coleoptera; Tenebrionidae. The coding region runs from base 119 to 535 and encodes 138 amino acids. Gene Ontology annotation, molecular function: 2 iron, 2 sulfur cluster binding. The transcript has 6 exons.
UUUUAGUCGAUUUUUUUUAAAUUGUGACACUUCUCAUAUGCGCGCGCAUUGCAACUCCGAAAAAGUUAGGUUAGGUUUAAUAAUUCCAGUUCAAAAUCAAUUAUUAUAAAUAAGAGAAAUGAUUUUAAUUCUGAAAAACACACAUCCGACAACGUCUGCGUUCCGAAUUUUACCAAAAGUACUAUUCAGCAGCAAAUCGGCUCAAAUCCCCACAAAUGCCCUCAAAGACGUGAUCACGGCUGACAAACAGCCCGAAAAUGGCCUGGUUUACGACAAAAAACCAUUCAAAAUGCCUCUGGAGGCUGGUAAACGAUAUUCGUGGUGCCUGUGUGGUUAUAGUCACACGCAGCCGUUCUGUGACGGCACUCACAAGAACCAACAAUUGAAAAUAAAACUAAAGCCUGUGGCUUUUAAAGUAGAGGAAAGUAAGGAAUAUUGGUUGUGUAACUGCAAACACACGGCCAAUAGGCCGUUCUGUGACGGCACCCACAAACAACCAAUAGUCCAAGAAGCCACUUCUGUAGUAAAACAAUGAGGUUAUUGCCCCCCCCCCUGAUGUAGAAG